CCGGAUCAUAUUGUAGACACAUAUUGUAAACAUCCGGUUGUCGAAGCGAUGGAGUUUUCCUUGAAGGUUUUGACGCUAAAUUGCUGGGGCGUUCCUGUGCCGUUUGCAAGUAAAUACAGAAAAGAGCGAUUCCAAGCAAUUGCUGAGGAGAUAGGAAAAGGAAGAUUUGACAUAGCCCUUCUGCAAGAAGUAUGGAGUGAAGGAGAUUAUAAACUCUUACAGCAGCAUAUUCUGAAAGUGAUGCCGUAUUCUCAUUAUUUUCAAAGUGGGACUAUUGGAAGUGGUGUCUGUGUCUUCUCCAAGCUUGUCAUUGAGGAUUCCUUCUACCACCUGUUUCCUCUCAAUGGCUACUUUCAUAAAGUCCAGCAUGGGGACUGGUUCGGUGGAAAGGGUCUGGGUCUGUGUAGAGUGUCCCACCAAGGAAUCAGUAUCAACAUUUACUGUACGCAUUUGCAUGCAGAGUAUGACAUGGCGUCAGAUGAAUACCUCGCUCAUCGUGUUGCCCAGGCAUUUGAUAUGAGUCAGUUUAUAAAAUACACCUCUGGAUCAUGUGACUUGGUCAUAGUUGGAGGUGACUUUAACCUUCGACCUUCUGACCUUGGAUACAAGAUGAUCAUCACCAAUGGCAACUUGCAUGACUGCUGGCUAGUAAAGAAUGAAGAAAAUGAGCUGGGUCACACUAAUGAGAGAAAGGACAACAGCUUCAGCACUGACAAUGUACAGCGCUUAGAACCGGCUGGCAGACGACUAGACUAUCUCCUGUAUAAGGUCAACCAAGGUGUGGAGAUGGAGGUGUCCAGCUGCAGUCUGGACUUUGGGAAAAUCCCCGGGAAACCCUACAACUAUUCUGACCAUGAAGGUGUCACAGCCCACCUACUGAUCCAAAAGAAAAAAGAUCUCGAACAAUCCCCCGAAGUAAGGGACGAGAAGAAAUUAUAUGACCUACUUCUGGAGUCCAAAUCUAUUGUACAGAAGGGCUUAGAAAAGGCCAGGUCUGAUAACCUGUUCUACACCAUACUCUGUGUAGUCAGUGCCAUAGGGCUGUACGGAUUCUGGUGUUUGGAGAUGGAUCGGGAGAGCAGCCACCUAGCGGUCAUUGGCCGAGCCAUUACAUUUGUGACCUUGACUUUACUAGUUGCAUUCUUUCUGGUUUACAAACUGAUUAUCAAUAAGAUUGAAUUCAAAGGACUGACAGGUGCACAGGAAGACAUAAGUAACCUGUGCGGCAGCGUAAGGAGACAAAUUAAACAAACCUAAGGACACACCAUUACCGUACAUUCCUCUCUGUUUAUAAAGGCACAAUUAUUGCAAUAAAUCUAAAUUAUACAGUGAUAUGAUAUGGAUUCCGAACAUGGAUUUGUUGUCAUUCCAUUUAUUGAUUGUGUAAUGUAGCUUUCUGUGAUAAAUUCUUUUCAAUAUCGAUA
This is a messenger RNA of Ostrea edulis (European flat oyster), 1424 nucleotides long. RefSeq names its product putative neutral sphingomyelinase. The transcript has 8 exons. Gene Ontology annotation, molecular function: sphingomyelin phosphodiesterase activity. Bases 49 to 1257 code for a protein of 402 amino acids. Gene Ontology annotation, cellular component: cytoplasm. The record is from RefSeq and is a predicted model, not a curated record. Lineage: Eukaryota; Metazoa; Mollusca; Bivalvia; Ostreida; Ostreidae.